Molecule: messenger RNA, 1000 nt
Organism: Stylophora pistillata
Lineage: Eukaryota; Metazoa; Cnidaria; Anthozoa; Scleractinia; Pocilloporidae
Biological process (GO): cellular response to oxidative stress
Cellular component (GO): cytoplasm
Molecular function (GO): glutathione disulfide oxidoreductase activity
Source: RefSeq, a predicted model, not a curated record
UAUGGCGACCAGAAUUAUGUCAUAACUUAAAACAAAUUGCACAACGAAGAUCUGUUGGAAAAAGGUCCUAGCUAGAGUAUAAUUGCUUUUUGAGUGAUGGCAGCAGCUCGGGCAGCUCUUAAAUUUGUGGAAAAAGCAAUCAAAAGCCACAAUGUGGUAGUUUUCUCCAAGACAACUUGUCCAUUUUGUGUAAUGGCAAAGCAGACUCUAUCGGAAGCCGGUAUUCAGAAAAUGCAAGUUUACGAAAUUGAAACAAGAGAAGAUGGCCCAGAUAUUCAGGAGGCUUUGAAAAGUUUAACGGGAAGAAGCACAGUGCCGAAUGUGUUUAUUAAAGGAACGAGUAUUGGUGGCGGUUCAGAGACUGCGGAAUUAUACCAGUCAGGAAAACUAACAGAAAUCUUACAGGAACAUAGAAUUCUCGAGUGAAGAUGUUUAUUAACCAUUCACCCCCCCAUGAGUGAUCAAGACAGAAUUUUUCCGUUCAAUAGCAAUAACAUAUCAAGCAGAAAAGUGAUGAGAGAAGAUAAGGAUAUAAAUUGGGGAUUAUGAUUUGAUCCAAUUAAAAAUUCUCCAAACUAGCAUCACAAGAAUGGUUUGGCAGACAGUAAGGAGAAUUGAAUAAGAUCUGAGUGAAAGGGUUGAAAUUUAAUGAUUACCGGUACAUGGAGCUACUCAAAGGAAAAAGGUUUAAUGGAAUAUGAAUUGUUAUCAUUUCUGCAACUGUCAUCAACUUGUUGGUUAGCAGUAGAAUGGUGACAGUGGAUAAUAACAGACAAGAAGUGAAAAACAAGCCAGGCUACAUUUGAAAUUGGGGCCAAUAGAUUUUUUUUUUUUUUUUUCUGUUAGGGAAUGGAAUUGGAGUCUCCAUAACAUUCACUGUGCUUAGGAAUAUCAGUUGUUUCACCAAUAUGUCAUUUGACCAACUGUUCGAGACGUGGAAAGGAAUGACAAGGACACAUCGAAACUGUCGCUAGGCAUUUUAAUUUACCUAAUCAUUCUA